GUUACUAUCCGUUCACCUGAAAGAAACCAUAAUCAGUCAGAAAUUCACGUGAUGUUUGACUCUGGAGCUGGUAUUCGAGUAGCUGAAGCACAUGGUGUUCUAUCCGUUAUGACUUUGUUACCACCAGACUUCAAUGAGACAUUCGCGUACUAUCGUGGUGCAUACUACCCUGGAAACGAAUAUGAUGAGGAAGGACGCAGAUCUACAGUGCAGGAAGAGUUCAUCAAUAGAGUAGCACAGCCGUCUACACUACAAUACGUAGGAGGUGCGGUAUCACGCAUAACGUGCAUUAAUGAGCUUAAUCAUUAUUCUUGA
Strongylus vulgaris is the source of this 315-nucleotide messenger RNA. Lineage: Eukaryota; Metazoa; Nematoda; Chromadorea; Rhabditida; Strongylidae. The record is from the annotation of a GenBank genome assembly.